AUGGGUAAAGUUAGCCGGAUCGAGCGAAAGUACCAAUUCGGUUGGCGGGUGAUCACUAGCCUAGGCAGGCUAACACCAUUGUUAUUUGCAAGACCUCGUUAUGCUGUGUUCUUCACUAUCCUUACGCUUGCUUGUGCUAUAGGAAAUGAAGUAGUGGCACAGAAGUCUGGCACCAUUACGGGACGAUUCUACAAAUGUUUGCUCAAAAGAGAUGAAGCUGCAUUCUGGAACACUUUCACUAUUGCCACUGGUAUAUUCACUGGACAAUGUGUGUUACUAGCUGGUAUAGCGCUCUUUUCAUGGUGCCUUUACCUCAGUUUCCGCAAAAAUUUUGUCACAUCACUUCAUCAAAUGUACUUCGGCCACAAUCUUUAUUACGCUCUCAAUAGUAUAGACAAUAAAGGAAUCGAUAAUCCAGAUCAACGUAUAACACAAGAUGUAGAAAAAUUGUGCAGACUGCUGGCAACAAAAAUUACACCAUCGUUGCUGAUAGCACCUUUUGUUAUAGGAUAUUAUACUUAUAAAACUUGGCAAACGGCUGGUGGAUUCGGCGUCGGAAUUAUCUAUGCAUUUUUCGUGAUUGGUGCUGUUCUUAAUCGCAUUUUGAUCUCGCCAGUUACUAAAUGGGCGGCAAAAGUGGAAAAAGCAGAAGGAGAUUUUCGGUUCAAGCACGUAUCCGUCCGAAAUAAAGCUGAAGAAAGUGCUUUCUAUCGUGCGGCGAACUUUGAGAAAACUGCCUGUGAUGAAGUUUUUAUGACACUUUGGGACAGGCAAUUGCGAUUUAAUGCCUUUUUCUACAUCUAUCUGAUCAAUAGUUUUACACGCCUCACAGAUCUUGCCCUUAGUAUAGGAGAACUGGGCGGUUAUGUGCUAAGGGUUUGCGAGAUAGUGCAGUAUUCGCAACAUAGAGAAGAAUAUGGCGGACUUGACAAUGAGGGUUUCAUGGACACUGAUGAUAGCGCCAAAACUGCCGACAAUAUCUCUUUCAGUGUACGGAACUUAUAUUUUUCAAAACCUUAUGAUGAAGAUGAUAUCCUUAUUUCCGAUCUGAAUGUAGACAUUCCAACAGACAAAAAUUUGAUUGUUACUGGACCCAGUGGGGCUGGAAAGUCGUCGUUGCUGCGAAUUCUAGCCAACCUAUGGCCAAUUAAAUCAGGUACCUUUUCACUUGAACACAAACAAAUUGCCCAUUUUAUCAUCGCCCUUUCCAAGUUUUAA
This is a messenger RNA of Strongylus vulgaris, 1218 nucleotides long. The record is from the annotation of a GenBank genome assembly. Lineage: Eukaryota; Metazoa; Nematoda; Chromadorea; Rhabditida; Strongylidae.